GCUAAGCGACGGGAGUCCUCGCGAGACGCGCGCCUACGACGCCAUCCUGUCUGCCUCAGCUGCGUAGCUUGUUAGUCGGCCGUCGGUUAAGCGCUUCCUUGUUCUUUGUGGGGAGUUCCGCGCAGCCGUUUGGGGCCGAUCGCCUGGGGAAGUGGGUGAGGUGUUGCCGCAAAAUGGACUGGGCUGGGAAACAUAAUGGUCCAAAUGAUUCAUCUAGUGAUGGAACAGUACGAUUGCGUGGUCUGCCAUUUGGCUGCAGCAAGGAGGAGAUCGUUCAGUUCUUUCAAGGGUUGGAAAUCGUGCCAAAUGGGAUAACAUUGACGCUGGACUACCAGGGGAGAAGCACAGGGGAGGCCUUCGUGCAGUUUGCUUCAAAGGAGAUAGCAGAAAAAGCUCUGGGGAAACACAAGGAAAGAAUAGGGCACAGAUAUAUUGAGAUCUUCAAAAGUAGUAGGAGUGAAAUCCGAGGAUUCUAUGAUCCACCCCGAAGAAUGAUGGGACAGCGACCCGGACCAUAUGAUAGACCAAUGGGAGGAAGAGGGGGUUAUUAUGGAGCUGGGCGUGGAAGUAUGUAUGACAGAAUCCAUCGAGGAGAUGGUGGAUAUGACGGUGGAUAUGGUGGCUUUGAUGAGUAUGGUGGCUAUAACAAUUAUGCCUAUGGAAAUGAUGGCUAUGAUGACAGAAUGAGAGAUGGGAGAGGAAUGGGAGGCCAUGGCUAUGGCGGAGCAGGAGAUGCAAGUUCAGGUUUCCAAGGUGGUCAUUUUGUUCACAUGAGAGGUUUGCCUUUUCGAGCCACUGAAAAUGAUAUUGCUAAUUUUUUCUCACCACUGACUCCUAUAAGGGUUCAUAUUGACAUUGGAGCAGAUGGAAGAGCAACUGGAGAGGCUGAUGUGGAAUUUAUGACACAUGAAGAUGCAGUGGCUGCCAUGUCUAAAGACAAAAACCAUAUGCAGCAUCGAUACAUCGAGCUAUUCCUCAAUUCAACUGCUGGAGGCGGUUCCGGAAUGGGUGGCUAUGGCAGAGAUGCCAUGGAGCAAGGUGGUUAUGGUUCCGUUGGAAGAAUGGGAAUGGGCAGCAGUUACACUGGAGGAUAUGGUACUCCUGAUGGAUUGGGUGGCUAUGGUCGUGGCAGCGGAAAUAGUGGUGGAUAUUACGGGCAAGGCAACAUGGGAGGAGGUGGCUGGCGUGGAAUGUAUUGAAGAGUGUCAUUGUGUCUCCAAAGCGUGUUGGAAGGAAACAGUACUUGGUCUCCUAGGCUUUCUUACAAAACUUAAAAUUUCUUUUGUAUUGAAAACUUUAUAAUGACUGAAGGAAUGUGUUUUCCCAUUAUUUGGUAAGCAUCAGAUGGGGAAAUCUGUUUUCAUGUGAUGGGGAAAUCUGUUUUCUGUAGGUUUUAUUUGUUGCAUACUCUGACUUUAAAUAAAUUUUUUAUAUUCAAACCACUGAUGUUGAUAGUUUUUAUACUACUAGCUCCUCCUGAAGAUAGUUGCGUAUCCUAGGAUUUUGUUUAAGAAAUUUGGUUCAUUAAAAGCAGUUGUACUGGAAGAUUAUAUUAUUGAUUCUGCAUCUAUGAAAUGAAAUAACCAUUACGUUCAUGUUACAUUUGUUGAGGCUUUGAAUGAAAGUAAGUGUUAAGUGUUAAUAAAUUGUUUGUUAAUGAAAACUAAUUCAAUGAAAACUAAUGGAAGAAUGUCUGAAAAUAGUGUGGGACAUGAAGGCCAUGUGUUAAAAUUCUGGAACGCCCUAAUGCACAACUGCUACACAUGCUGUCUGAGCUAUGUGUAUGUCAGAAUUUUCAUAAUAUUUAAAAUAUAUUGAUGGAAAACAUGGUCUGAAUUUUCACUUUGUUUUCUUGGCAAUUAAAGUUUGAGAUAAGUUAUUAAUAGAUACUAUAUGAGAAAGAUAAGGGAGAAAAGCAGAAAGCUAUGGACUAUGAUAACGUUGAUAGAGAAGUAACUAUUACAGUUCUUAAAAAUAAAAUAAUUGACUUAAGGAUGCCAUUUCUAUUGCUGUGAAGCUACCUAUAUAAGGAUUGUGUGGCCAAUCUGGCAACCAAUAACAUUUCCAGCUAAAAGUCUGACGGAUUACAUAAGUAGUCCUCUUGUUUUGCAUUUUUAACAUGUAAGAUUGUUUGGAUGAAAUACUGUUUAGUCACUUAAGCAUUUUCUAUGUUUUGAAGAAAAGGUACUAAUAUUCAAGGAGAAUUUUUGUUUUAAUUGCUUGUCCUCCAGAUUCUUCAGAAUAAUUUGUCAAAUGUGAUAAAUUGAAAGUUUGUUGCCUGUUUUUGCUAGUAAUAUAUGUAAUAAAUGUCUUGUGGGAGAUAGCAAAAUAGAUUUCAUUCUAGGACGUGUUGUGUCUAUUUAUCUAAUUGAAGGGCAAACAAUGCAAAUUUUAAUCUUUUCUAAUUUGUACAAAAUUCUGUAAAAAAGAAACACUUUUUAAAGGUUUAUACUAAAAAUGCAAGUAAUUUAGAUCCAUAAGGAAUGCUCUUUUUUGAUUGAGCAUAUUUGUAUCAAGGCUUGAUGCUCAAUUGAGAGGUAAGUAUGAGAAUUUUGUGGGUCAUAGAAAAAUAGAAAAGAUACAAAUUUAUAUUAAAUACUAGCUAAAAAUGUUAAUUUGUAGAUAAGUUUUAUUCUCAGUAAAGUUUAUACAGACAGCAGCCACGUGUGUCAUAAUAGCCAUAUUUGAUUCUGAAGAUACACUUACUUUCCUGUUUGCAAAUCUUAGGAUCCUAAACAGUUUUACAGAAUAAAUGAAAUAGGCAAAACAAAGGUGAGAUCCAUAAUUUUAGUGUGCUUUACUCAAUGCACUGUGUUUUCUAAGAAAUGUACUAGGAGGUUUUUAGCAAAAUUAAUUUUAAUAUUUUAAAAUUAAUGUCUUCAGGGAGGCUAUAUAUUGAAGUACUGUAGUCCUUAUAUAGUAAACCAUCCUUAGAGUAUUAACAUCACUAGUUUUAUCCUAAAAACUAAAUUAUGCCUUUUUUCCUUGGAACCAAAGGAGGGUUAAAAUAAGUUUUGCUUGAAUACAGUGAGCAAAUAGGAGCCUUAAUAAGGAGCCUCCCUUAGUAAUAGUGUUGAACACUCAAGUGUUAG
This is a messenger RNA of Pseudonaja textilis, 3092 nucleotides long. RefSeq names its product heterogeneous nuclear ribonucleoprotein H3 (gene HNRNPH3). Gene Ontology annotation, molecular function: RNA binding. The record is from RefSeq and is a predicted model, not a curated record. NCBI's taxonomy places the organism in Eukaryota, Metazoa, Chordata, Lepidosauria, Squamata, Elapidae.